This is a messenger RNA of Suillus paluster, 1387 nucleotides long. RefSeq lists its product as uncharacterized. The transcript has a single exon. Lineage: Eukaryota; Fungi; Basidiomycota; Agaricomycetes; Boletales; Suillaceae. The record is from RefSeq and is a predicted model, not a curated record. Bases 374 to 1345 code for a protein of 323 amino acids.
CGCUCUUUCUACCGGAUCGCGGAUGCGCCUUCCAUUUCUCCUUCCUCUUGUUUAUGGUCCAACCCUCGUCACUCCUUAUAUACCCUUUUUAACCUUUUCUUUUUCUCCUAUUCCUUUCACCUUCCUCUUAUUUAUGGUCCGACCCUCGUCACUCCUUCUAUACCCUUUUCAUCUCUUCAUUUCUCAUUUUCCUUUCUCCUUCUUCUUGUUUAUGGUCUGACCCUCGUCAUUCGUUAUAUACCCUUUUCACCUUUUCUUUUCUCUCUUCCUUUUUCCUUCCAGUUGUUUAUUGUCCGACCCUCGUCACUCCUUCUAUAUCCUUUUCACUUUUUCUUUUUCACUUUUUUCUCAUACUUUCUCUUUCCUCUUAUUUAUGGUCCGACCCUCGUCACUCCUUCUAUACCCUUUUCACCUUAUAUACCCUUUUCACCUUCUAUCUUUUACUUUUUCUCCUAUCAUUUCUCUUUCCUCUUAUUUAUGGUCCGACCCUCGUCACUCCUUCUAUACCCUUUUCACCUUCUAUCUUUUACUUUUGCUCCUAUCAUUUCUCUUUCCUCUUAUUUAUCGUCCGAUGUCACUCCUUCCACACAUACCUAUUUCACCUUUCACUUUUACUCUUCUUAUUUAUUGUUCGACCGUCGUCGCUCAUUCCCCAUCUACCCUUUUCUUCGUUAUUUUCCUUCUUUUGAUCCAUAAACCCCCGCCACUCCUUUUGUCCGACCGUCGUCACUCUUUUACGAUAACCCCCGUCUUUCCUUUUUUUUCUAUCAUGUUCAUUCACUUUUUCCUUCUUUCCCUUGGAACUCUUCUUCCGAGCUUCGACGCUCGCCGCCCGCUCUGCACUCCGCCCCUGACACGAGGACGACCCGCACUCAAUCAAACGACGCGGCCUACUCACAGCUCUAUAACCUGUUCAUCCUUUCAUUCCAACUUCUUCUCCCCGCCGAUACUUCGCCCCGAAGGAACACUAUCGUCAAUGUGGUUCACUCGAGGCUCUAUACCCAUUUCUUCUCCAUCCAUCCGUCCAUUCAUUUCCAUUCCAUCCAUUCAUUAUCCUUUUUCACCCUCCUUGGUACCUCUUGGCGUUCCGUCUUCCUUUUCGUUCCUCGGUCGGCUUGGAGCGCCACUUAUACCUUAUGUUAAUCAUUCCUAUUCUCUAUGCCAACCAUUCUUUUACCUAUGCCAAUCAUUCCUAUUCUCUAUGCCAACUAUUCCUUUACCUAUGCCAAUCAUUCCUAUUCUCUAUGCCAACUAUUCCUUUACCUAUGCCAAUCAUUCCUAUCCUCUAUGCCAACUAUUCCUUUACCUAUGCCAAUUAUUCCUAUUCUCUAUGCCAAUUAUGUAAUAUGCAGUAAUCUAUGCCACUUCGCGAAAGAACGCGAUACAA